Molecule: messenger RNA, 3358 nt
Organism: Diceros bicornis minor
Lineage: Eukaryota; Metazoa; Chordata; Mammalia; Perissodactyla; Rhinocerotidae
Gene: SF1
Product: splicing factor 1
Exons: 14
Coding region: 319-2556 (745 amino acids)
Biological process (GO): regulation of mRNA splicing, via spliceosome
Cellular component (GO): nucleus
Molecular function (GO): mRNA binding; zinc ion binding
Source: RefSeq, a predicted model, not a curated record
UUUCCUCGCCUGGCCUAACGGUCCGGCCAAUCCCAGGGUGCAGCGAGGAGGACUAAGGCUCCGCCAAUCGGAGGGCGCCGACUCCGACCCCCUCGCCUCGGCCCGGCCCAAUCCAGGCCCCGGCCCCGCCGCCCCCGGCCCGCCCCCGCGGCGCCCUCUCUCCUCCCUCUUUGUGCGUCUCGCGCCGCCGCCGCCGCCCGCCGCGUGAGAGGACGGACUCCGCGCGCUCCGCGGCAGCGCAGUCGGGUCUCCUCCCCCCGGAAGAUUCGCGAAGGAGCCGCCGAGAAGGAGCCGCCGGUGCCGGUCCCUGGGGGCGCCAUGGCGACCGGAGCGAACGCCACGCCGCUGGGUAAGCUGGGCCCCCCCGGCCUCCCUCCCGUCCCCGCGCCCCAAGGGGGCUUCGAGCCGGGGCCCCCGCCUGCCCCCGGGCCUGGGGCGGGGCUGCUGGUGCCCGGGCCGCCGCCGCGCCGGCCCGUGGGCUCGGCGGGGGCCCUGACCGCGGCCUUCCCCUUCGCGGCACUGCCGCCGCCGCCGCCCCCCCCGCCGCCCCAGCAGCCGCCGCCGCCGCCUUCCCCGGGCUCCGCGUACCCGCCGCCGCUCUACCAGCGCGUGUCGCCGCCGCAGCCGCCGCGUCAGAACCAGCAGCCGGGCCCGGCCGGCGGCGGAGGAGACUUCCCGAGUAAGAAGCGGAAGAGGAGCCGCUGGAACCAGGACACAAUGGAACAAAAGACAGUGAUUCCAGGAAUGCCUACAGUUAUCCCCCCUGGACUUACUCGGGAACAAGAAAGAGCUUAUAUAGUGCAACUGCAGAUAGAAGACCUGACUCGUAAACUGCGCACAGGAGACCUGGGCAUCCCCCCUAACCCUGAGGACAGGUCCCCUUCCCCUGAGCCCAUCUACAAUAGCGAGGGGAAGCGGCUUAACACACGUGAGUUCCGCACCCGCAAAAAGCUGGAAGAGGAGCGGCACAACCUCAUCACAGAGAUGGUUGCCCUCAACCCUGAUUUCAAGCCACCUGCGGAUUACAAACCUCCAGCAACACGUGUGAGCGAUAAAGUGAUGAUUCCACAAGAUGAGUAUCCGGAAAUCAACUUUGUGGGGCUGCUAAUUGGGCCCAGAGGGAACACCUUGAAGAACAUAGAGAAGGAGUGUAACGCCAAGAUUAUGAUUCGGGGGAAAGGGUCUGUAAAAGAAGGGAAAGUUGGGCGCAAAGAUGGACAGAUGUUGCCAGGAGAAGAUGAGCCGCUGCAUGCCCUGGUGACCGCCAAUACCAUGGAGAACGUGAAGAAAGCAGUAGAACAGAUAAGAAACAUCCUGAAGCAAGGUAUUGAGACCCCUGAGGACCAGAAUGACCUACGGAAGAUGCAGCUUCGGGAGUUGGCUCGCUUGAAUGGGACCCUUCGGGAAGACGAUAACAGGAUUUUGAGGCCCUGGCAGAGCUCAGAGACCCGCAGCAUUACUAAUACCACAGUGUGUACCAAGUGUGGAGGGGCCGGCCACAUUGCUUCCGAUUGCAAAUUCCAAAGGCCUGGUGAUCCUCAGUCAGCUCAGGAUAAAGCGCGGAUGGAUAAAGAAUAUCUCUCCCUCAUGGCUGAACUGGGGGAAGCGCCUGUGCCGGCAUCUGUGGGCUCCACCUCUGGGCCUGCCACCACACCCCUGGCCAGCGCACCUCGGCCUGCUGCUCCUGCCAACAACCCACCUCCACCGUCUCUCAUGUCCACCACCCAGAGCCGCCCACCCUGGAUGAAUUCCGGCCCUUCAGAGAGUCGGCCGUACCAUGGCAUGCACGGAGGUGGUCCUGGUGGGCCUGGAGGUGGCCCCCACAGCUUCCCACACCCACUACCCAGCCUGACAGGUGGGCAUGGUGGACAUCCCAUGCAGCACAACCCUAAUGGGCCCCCACCCCCUUGGAUGCAGCCGCCACCGCCACCGAUGAACCAGGGCCCCCACCCACCUGGGCACCAUGGCCCUCCUCCAAUGGAUCAGUACCUGGGAAGUACGCCUGUGGGCUCUGGGGUCUAUCGCCUGCAUCAAGGAAAAGGUAUGAUGCCGCCACCGCCUAUGGGCAUGAUGCCGCCGCCGCCGCCGCCUCCCAGUGGGCAGCCCCCACCCCCUCCCUCUGGUCCUCUUCCCCCAUGGCAACAGCAGCAGCAGCAGCCUCCGCCACCUCCUCCGCCCAGCAGCAGUAUGGCUUCCAGUACCCCCUUGCCAUGGCAGCAAAAUACGACGACUACCACCACGAGCGCUGGCACAGGGUCCAUCCCGCCAUGGCAACAGCAGCAGGCGGCUGCCGCAGCUUCUCCAGGAGCCCCUCAGAUGCAAGGCAACCCCACUAUGGUGCCCCUGCCCCCCGGGGUCCAGCCGCCUCUGCCGCCCGGGGCCCCUCCCCCUCCGCCGCCUCCGCCGCCUGGUUCCGCCGGCAUGAUGAUCCCUCCCCGCGGCGGCGAUGGCCCGAGCCAUGAGAGUGAGGACUUUCCGCGCCCAUUGGUGACCCUUCCAGGCAGACAGCCUCAGCAGCGCCCCUGGUGGACAGGAUGGUUCGGCAAAGCAGCCUGAGUUAUUUUUGUGGACGGAAUCGGAACACGCUGGCUCCAUAUUGUGAAAUUUUUAUUAAUUUUUUUCUUUUUCCUUUGUUAUUUCCUUCUCUCUUCCUUUCUUCAGACUCCGUCCAAGGAGAUGCUCUCCCCGGUCUUCUGCUGCGAUUAGAUUCCUUUCCCUUUUCUCCAUUCCUCGCUCUUCUCUUUCCAAGGAGAGAGGAGCAAAUGGUUUUAGGCAAAGGUUUUGGCCAUUAACGGCAGGCUCGGGGGGGUGGGGGGUGUUCCUUUGCUUCUGAGAUUUUCAAGGUGCCAUUGCCACCCCCCGAGUUGUUUGUUAUUGUUUUUUUAAGUGUGAGAUUUUGUCUCUGCCAUCCUCGUAGAGUAGCAGGUUAACCUCCAGGUCCCGAGUCCACAUCCAUCUUGGCACCCCUGCCAGCAGUAGGUGGGUCCUCCCAGGCCACCGGGGGUUUGUCUGCCAGCCCAGAGAGUCCUUUCCACACUCUCUGAGCACCUAAGCUGCCUCAGAUUCCAUUUGUUCCUCUCCUUCCUGGAAGGCUCCUUUUACAUUUUAUUUUAAUCCUAAACGUCUAAAUGUUUCGCAGUGUCUAAGGGUUUGAGCUCUUUGUUUUUUGUUCUGCUUCCGUUUUUUUCCCCAAACCCUUGCCUCUUCAUGGAGUGAUUAUGUUGACAAUGAUGUAUAAUGCGCGUUUUCCUCACUGGGUUAUCUGCAGAAAUUUCUCUGGGCUUUUUUUUUUCGGUGUAUGAUUCAACACUGCGUUAAAGGGGGGUGUUCCAUUGAAUAAAAGAGCAGUGUGGUUUUC